UUCAAACAUUGCACAGUCAAUUAUCGCCAGGGCUGCAGAGUCGCGAGUUGCCACGCUGUGAGCCUUGACGUUCUUUUCAACAAAGCCGAAGCGGAACCUCGGUGGGCGACUGGGCUUGGAGUAAUAUAUUAAGAUAUCACCGCACCUCUAGUUUGAGACCUGCUGUUUGUACAUACAAGCAAACAUUCCAAACCAACGUAACAAAAAAUCUCAUCUCCCAUCUCACACUGCAAGACUUUUAUCAAACCUCAACAACAUGCGGUUCUUUAUCAUCGUCUCGGCUGUCCUUGUGGGCCACGUUUCCGCCCAAGCUCAAUGCUUCGAUGCCGGCGACUGCAUUCUGAGUGGAGGCGGUCAAUGUGUGAAAGAUGCCAACCAGUUGCUUGGAACUUGUAGCAAGGCUGGACCCCAGUAAAGCACCUACCUUGCAGGUAUUUUCAGCAAUGGAGUUGAAGUACUAUGAGAUGUUAGUACGAGGCUCGUUAGAUGAUGUGGUUGAGUCGACUGGAUAUAUACAACGGGAUGGGGACAGGAGCCCCACAGCUUAGUUAUUGCGUCAAAGGGUGAAUACUAUCACUUUGUUACACUUGAGAGUUCACUUGUAGUGAGGAGAGUUUUGGCAACAGCCGCGCGUUCGACUUUGCCAGAUUCGGUGGUAUGGUUGCUUCUAGACCUAGUGGAUCCA
Pyricularia oryzae 70-15 is the source of this 685-nucleotide messenger RNA. RefSeq lists its product as uncharacterized. The coding region runs from base 369 to 548 and encodes 59 amino acids. NCBI's taxonomy places the organism in Eukaryota, Fungi, Ascomycota, Sordariomycetes, Magnaporthales, Pyriculariaceae. The record is from RefSeq and is a predicted model, not a curated record. The transcript has 3 exons.